Molecule: messenger RNA, 4943 nt
Organism: Fundulus heteroclitus (mummichog)
Lineage: Eukaryota; Metazoa; Chordata; Actinopteri; Cyprinodontiformes; Fundulidae
Gene: arhgdig
Product: Rho GDP dissociation inhibitor (GDI) gamma
Exons: 6
Coding region: 318-986 (222 amino acids)
Biological process (GO): Rho protein signal transduction
Cellular component (GO): membrane; cytoplasm; cytosol
Molecular function (GO): Rho GDP-dissociation inhibitor activity; protein binding
Source: RefSeq, a predicted model, not a curated record
AACUCACACAUCCACACCCACACCCAAGGAUACCCUCACUGCUUCACUGCCGCUGUUUCCCCACACACUGCUUCCUUUUCUUUACCCCCACUCCCCCACACUCCCACCACCACCACCACCACCACCUCUUUUCACUUUCUGCCUACCCUCUCCAGCCGCAAACACGUUUUUAUUAACGCUCCCCGGGGGAGAGAUGCUCGCCUGACCCCGUCGCCGGGACUUGUGUGGAUGCUGCAUCCCUUCGCUCCUACUUUGCUGCUACCUGUGGAGGUUCCCUCGGUUCUCCGGUCCAGCCGUCUACAGCGCAGAGAGGAACCAUGCUGGGUCUGGACGUGUGUGAGUUCGGGGGUCAGGUGCUGGAGCUGCUGUGGCUGACCAUGUGCUACAGAGGUCUGCUGGCUGACAAGACAAAUUUUGCCAUAGAGGAGGAAGAUGAUGACAGGAGCCUGAACUACAAUCCUCCGGCGCAGAAGUCGCUGCAGGAGAUCCAGGAAAUGGACAAAGAUGAUGAAAGUCUGGUGAAGUACAAGCAGACCCUGCUGGGCCCAGAGGCGAUGAGUGCGGACCCGUCUGAGCCAAACGUCCGAGUGACCAGACUGAUCCUGUUGUGUGACGAUGCUCCUGAACCGCUCGCCAUGGACCUCACAGGGGACCUGAGCGCUCUGAAGGAGACCAGCUUCACCUUACAGGAAGGAGCCAAAUACAGGCUGAAGGUUUACUUCAAGGUGAACAGAGAUAUUGUGUCUGGCUUGAAGUACCGUCAAGUGACUUACAAGAAAGGAGUAAGAAAGAACACAGUCGUGUGCAUGAUGGGAAGCUACGGGCCACGCCCAGAGGAGCAGGAGUUCCUGUGUCCAGCUGAAGAGGUGCCUCAGGGCAUGAUUUCCCGAGGCCAACAUGUCGUCAAAUCCUGCUUCACCGAUGACGACAAGAACGUCUACCUAUCUUGGGAAUGGAUCCUCAACAUCAGCAAGGAUGGAAAUUAACAGGGAGUGUGAGGAAACUGAUGGCGAAUUCUUUCCCCUUCUUCCAUUGCUGCCCUUUUUUCUGAUCCCACCACUCCUGUCACCUUCGUCCUCGCUAUAACUGCGCUCAACGAGACAGGAUCCUCUGUUUACAGUUCUCUUUUCUGGGUUAUGUGCAUCAAUCCUAAUGUUGUCUAUUCCUUUUGUUACCAGAGUUUUGCUCCCUUCUGCCUUACAUUGUCAUGUGGCCUAUCACAGUUUGGUCAGUUUUAAGCACAGAAUUGAAACACGGCAGAAGGAUAUUUACGGUGGAAUGGCGUAAAACUAUGAAUACUGCGGCAGACCUGCAAGAUCUAUUCCAUAUGAUUUACAGAAAAAAAAAAUAUUUUCAAGAAAGAAUGUGCAAAACACUGGCAGAAAGGCUAACACGCUGUUUAAAAUAGGAGCGAUGACCUAAAUAAAUCCUCUCAGACAGCAAGGAGGAGCUCUGGACUAUAAUGAGCGUCCUGAAAACCUAGCUUCAGAUGCUGGGUCACAGCUCAUGGAGACAGGAUGGUUUUAUGUUUUGUUAGAAUGCAGAAGAGGCCGUACUCUAAACAUAUAAUUUCACGUAAUUUUUCUAUUCAGUAAAAUUUACACAUCGAAAAAUGCCAGUAUCCCAGGCGCCAAACCCCAACGAGUGCACAAAAUGAAUGCAGGAAAAUAAGUGCUCCUUACAACUGGUGAUCGCUUUGUGAGUCGUUGACCCGUUUCCAAUUUAGAUGCAUUCUCCCACAGCAAAGAAAAAGAGUACAGUGAUACGUUAUGUGAUCACAUUUUGUUCCUGUCUUUUAACUAGUGUACAUAGUGUCUUUUCAAUAGGGUUUAAUUGGUGUGUUAAGGGUCAAGCUCAGAAGACAAAACUUUUUAUUAUUUUGUUUGACUUAAUGUUUUUCCUGUGAUGUAAAAUAAUGAUGUCCGGAUCUUUUUAAGAAAAUAAAUAGGUCAAAACUCAAGUAAAAGUUUACUUCUGUAGCACACUUAAAAGUAAUCUCUUUUGAUCAAUGUGCUGCAGAAGUUCUGAAGCACCGACAACAAAAGUUAAGCACCUAGAAGAAGUGGUCUAAUUUGGAUAUAAUACUGUUAAAAAAAAAAGAAUUAAAAAGGGAUUUACUGCACAUCUUUCAAGACUCAAAAUCACAAAGUACUGUGCAAAUGAAAAUUAAAAACCAAUGGGUGAAGAUUAGAUUACAAUAUUCCAGUCUCAAAGAAACUCUGCUAUGGCCGCAGGUCUCCGUGCCCAUGGCCAGUCAGAGCUUUUUGUGUCAUUCUUCAACCAAUCAGAUAAAUACAUUAUUUCUGUCAAUCAAAGUCACACCUCUGACAGCUCAGAAGUGCUGGCACAAAUGUCACUCAAACCUUUGAAUGCAAACGGAAAAGUCAGACAACAGCAAAAAGACUGGAGAGAAUGGCAGCGGUGACAGAACAUUCGGUCGUUUGUUUCCAAAAUAACAAUUUCACCAAGCUUUUGCUGGACUACUAAAGCAUAUAAUGGAAUUCGGACCAGACUUAAGGGAUUAAUGUUCAACCUUGAGUGACCCUGAUAAAACCGCAAUAAAGUACAUGGAGGUUUGUGGUUGUAAUGUUGCAGAAUAUGGGAAGGAUCAGAAGUAUCAGAAGGUUUUCAUAGUCCAUGUACCAAGCAUUACAGAACCUCAUGGCUUCUGCUCCUAUCCUACAAAUGCAGGUAUGAGACUAUUUCCAACUCCCCGUGUCAUCUAACGCUGGACUUCAGCUGGACUGCAGGUUUACCAUCCCACACGUAUGCUGCCAUUAACACCAGAGCAGAGUCAGCUGUGGUUUAAUGCGGUUUAGUGACUUUUCACUUGUAGUUUUAUAACUUUCCCACCUCUGGGUUCUAAACUUUUGUUGUCUUGAGAAUAGGAGUAAAAUGUGGUUGGGUUAUUUUACUCUAACCAAAAUGCUGAUUUGCUUUUUAAAGGGCAAAUAUCAUCAUAUGUUACAACCAGAAAACCUUAAAAUUUGUACAUUUUUAAUCGACCUCAACUGGCCUUCCAACGGUUUUUCAAAGUAAAUAAUCUUAAAAUCAUCCUUUAUAAUAGAAAAGAGGACACAUUUCAUGCCAGGGUAACAACAGACAGCCCUAGCAGGGAGUCAGCAGCCAGACCGUUGAGGCAAUCGCAGGUGUUGUUUGUAUCCGAAAAUGUUAUGUUACCAUGAUUUUUACAUUUUAUGUUUCAUCUGUCAGUGUAAAAUCUCUUCUGAUAUUAGCAGGUUACCUUAAGCAAAGGACCAUUCUCUUCAGCAAUCCAUCUGUAUGUUCACAACAAGAAAUAGCUUCUUCGUCACUCAUUAAGUACAGCGUUUUUUACAGCAGCUGCAAUCUGAUUAUUUCAGUAUUUUAACUUCCCUUUCAUCCACCAGAUGUGAAGCCUUUGCUUGAGGAUAUUUUUUUUAGGUCUAAACAGCUUUUUGUUGAAACUGAACUAAUUGCAGAUGGAUUCAUAGUGUGUUUUUCGACAUUACUACAUUACUGUAGUGCAAACAAACCCUCAUGAGUAACAAACUCAUUUUGUGGAGAACAAUGAGACUCUCCCUAUAACUGCAUGGCUCAGUGACACAAAGUACAUUGUUUUGUGACACGCUUGUUGUUUGUGACAAAGGACUGUGCGUGUCAAAGUGACAGUGCAAGCCACAAGAAAAGCAAAACUUACAUCUGCAUGCUGCAAAACUUUUAUGUUUCCAAUUUGAGUUUUUGUCACAAGAAGUCCUUAACCACUGUGUUGAAUUUCAGGCAAACUCAGCUUGUGACAGAGUGCUUUUAAAUCCCUCCAUAGGGGUCCGGUUUGGUAAGUCUCAAAGGUGCUUGCAACCAGACAACAGUGUCUCCCGACCUCCUCCUCCUUCCCUGAUAAAUUGCCCUGUAGAUCUUCAGUUUCUGAAAUGAAUUUGAGCUGGAGUCUUUCCCCGUCGCUGCUCUUAUUUUAGGAGGAGACUGUGUUUUUAAAUGAUGGCAGCGGUUGGCGUCCCAGACACAUUGUUCUAAUCCUUUAACAAUUUCCGGCUGUGUUCUUGGCUGCCUUGUGCUCGCGUUGUUCCAUUCACACAUUUCUCCAGUUCAGCCGUGCAAAGGAAUAUAAUUAGCUACGAGCUACGAGUCUGAACACAGUAGACGAAAGAAAAGUUGUAUAAAUGAUGAUAUAUGCCUUUUAACUGCUGUUUCUAAUGUUUGGUCUUCUUACCGCAGAUUGAGAAGAUGAAUACUUUCUUUAUGAAAUGAUCUUUGAGUUGUUUUCAUUUCAAUGUGUUUCCUUUUUCUGGCACUGUUUUUAAAGAGCACACGAGUGAAAACCCGUACCUGAACUGUGUAUACUGUAGAAAGAGAUGCAUGUAGGUCCUUUGAUGCUAUUUACACAGGCAAAAAAAUAUGAACCAAAUCCUCUUUCUCCGGUAGAUUUCAUGGGCGUGAGAUGUAAAUAAAGCUUUGCUUUGAGGCUAUGAGAUGUUUGGAGUCCAGAGUAUUCCAGAGGGAUCCAUUGAUGUCUCAGAAAAUGCUAAAUAACUCUACCGUGCUGUGUUUGAGUAUGCUGUUGUCAUUGUAGGUGGACAUAUUUGAACUUGCUGAUUAAUGAAGCUCCAUUUGAGUGAACUGUUGUGGUCAAAGACUAACUGUAAAUGUUGGCUUGUUGGGUUUUGCAUGAUUUAGCGAGAUUCCUUUUUUUUUUUAAAUAAUUCUCCUAAACAACUUAUUGUCACCCAAAAAUUGUGAAAAACCUUCGGAACAUUUAUUGUGAUGUCAGCACCUGCUACAUGGGACAGGUACACUGUUGUGGGGACAAGAUUAGGCCGAAAGGCACAGAAACCUGGAAACUCUGUAUUUCUUGCCUCCUGCAGUUAACAGCAAAGUGCUGCAUCUUCAAAUAUUGCUGUCAAAUUCUAGUAUGAUGUAUUGUUUAAUAAAGGUAAUUUCAAAAAGCC